AUGAGUACUGUAAGUGCUGAAGAGAAGAAGAGACAGCUGCUUGAAAGAAAGAAGAAGUGGACUAAGAAGAAAGCUGAGGUUGACGCUUUAAAAGAACAGCAUAAAACUAACGAGAACAAUAGCGAUGCAAACAAUGAGAGUGCCAAGAGUGGGCAAAUCGCCGAACGGAAGGCGAAACUGGAUAGCUGGCGUCAAAAACGGGAGCUGAAACGGAAAAGCGAGGUUUCUGGGAAUGACAGUCCCGCAAGUGUAAAAAUCGUCCCACCGGCGAAUAAGAACGGAAAGAAGAAUCUCGAUAAGAAACGGUUGUUUGACGAAAGUGAUGAGGAGGAAGUUUCAGUUGACGUCAAGCUUUUUAAACCAGGAAAUUCGGAGGACAUCAGUGCCCAUAAGAAACCCGUAGAGGAGAAGGAUUCAGCGGAAGAUUCAUUGGAGGCAUUUUUACAAAGCUUGAGCCAAACUAAAGAUUCUAGCAGCACCAGACCCCGCAGCUCGGGGGCGCUAGAUGAUUUAGGUGAGGCAGAAGACUCGGAUCCUUCUGGUGACACUCAGGAUCACGAUGAAGUAGAAGCCGAAUACAAACGCAUGAAAAAGCUGAAAUCAAAGAAAAGAGUAAAAAGAAUCGCCACAGAAGGCACUGAGUUUGAACCGUUCACCAAGUCCUUUUAUGUCGAGCCAGAAGAGAUCAGGACAAUGUCAGAUACUGAAGUCACCGAUCUAAGACUAAGUCUCGAUAAUGUAAUAAUAAAGGGCCACGAUUGUCUCAGACCUAUCACGAAAUGGUCUCACUUGGGUCUCACCACUGAUGUUAUGAACCUUAUCACGCAGGAUUUCAAGUUUCUCUUUCCAACUCCCAUUCAGGCUCAAGCAAUCCCCGCGAUCAUGUCGGGGCGCGAUGUGAUAGGCAUCUCAAAAACCGGGUCUGGCAAAACGAUCUCGUUCCUUCUGCCAUUAUUGCGACAGAUAAAAGCGUUGCGUCCUCUCUCCAGAGAAGAAACUGGCCCUUUAGGCCUGAUUCUGGCGCCUACAAGAGAGCUGGCAAUUCAAAUCUUCGAAGAAACGUGCAAAUUUACUAAAAACUCACCUAAAAUAAGAACAAUAUGCUGCACUGGAGGUUCCGAGCUUAAGAAUCAGAUCAAUGAUAUUAAGAGAGGUGUGGAAAUUGUCGUCGCCACGCCGGGGAGAUUUAUAGACUUGCUAACACUAAACUCGGGGAAACUGAUCAACACAAAACGUGUGACCUUUGUGAUAAUGGAUGAAGCAGACAGACUAUUUGAUCUUGGAUUUGAACCACAGAUAACAGAGAUCAUGAAAACGAUUCGGCCUGAUAAACAGUGUGUCUUAUUCAGUGCUACUUUCCCUACCAAACUGAAAUCGUUCGCAUCGAGAAUACUGCACAGACCAAUCAGUAUCACAAUCAACUCAAAGAGUAUAGUGAACGAAAACAUAGAACAGCAAGUGCAGAUUUUCGAUUCAGAUCAGACAAAAUUCGAAUCGCUUCUGAGGCUUCUUGAUACACAAGCCCAUCAUGAACAGGCAGAAGAUCGCGACGAAAAGACGAUUGUUUUUGCUUCAAGUCAGCAAAUAUGCGAUUUACUCUACAAUCGUCUCGUUGAUCAAAAUUACUCGCCAUUCGCUAUUCAUGCAGGAAAACCUUACAACGAGAGAGCAUCUAACCUCGAGAACUUCAAAUCAACCAAAAACAGUAUUCUUAUUUGCACUGAGGUACUAUCCCGUGGACUGAAUGUUCCAGAGGUCUCGUUGGUUAUUCUUUAUAACGCUGUGAAGACAUUUGCACAGUAUGUUCACACAACCGGCAGAACCGCAAGAGGUGAUAAGCACGGCGUUGCCGUCACUCUUUUGUUAGAUGAUGAGCUCGCGGCAGCCUACAUUCUCAACAAGUCAUUUCGGGACCAGGAGUUGCACUCUCUGUCAAACGAAAGCCGAGAGCGUCUGAAGAAAAUGGCUGAUCAGUUUGAGUCUGGUAUGAAAAUCGGGAAGUACAGAUUAGCCAAAGGCUUUGGAGGGAAAGGUCUCGAGCAUAUGGAAAAGCUCAACGAUGAGAAGCAGGAUACAGAGCUGAAAAAUUAUGGUGUUGGAGACUACAAGAAAUCGGACGGCAAAGAAGGAGCUGAGGGAAUCGAGAUACAUACAAGUCAAGUUUCAAUUCCUAAGCUGGAUUAUCUGUUUCUGCCAAACAAAAACUCAAAUGGGCAAGUUACGUACAGCGCAGAAGUCUAUGUGAAUGAUCUCCCUCAAAUGGUCAGAUGGGAGGCUACCAAAAACACAACACUGUCCUUUGUGAUUCAUGAAACGGCGUGUAGCAUCACUAACAGGGGUAAGUUCUAUCCAGAGGGAACAGCCCCGACGAAUUCGCAAGACGAACCAAAGCUUUAUCUUCUCAUCGAGAGUCAAGAUGAGAAAGACGUAAGGCUGGCCAUUGAAUUGCUAGAGGAAAAAGUCAGAGAAGGUGUUAAAAAGGUGAGUGCUCAAGAAAGUAGAAAUACCAAGUUUUAG
Molecule: messenger RNA, 2517 nt
Organism: Lachancea sp. 'fantastica'
Lineage: Eukaryota; Fungi; Ascomycota; Saccharomycetes; Saccharomycetales; Saccharomycetaceae
Source: the annotation of a GenBank genome assembly